Candidozyma auris is the source of this 2316-nucleotide messenger RNA. RefSeq lists its product as uncharacterized. Gene Ontology annotation, cellular component: cytoplasm; Ino80 complex. Gene Ontology annotation, biological process: regulation of DNA-templated transcription. Bases 1 to 2316 code for a protein of 771 amino acids. The transcript has a single exon. The record is from RefSeq and is a predicted model, not a curated record. NCBI's taxonomy places the organism in Eukaryota, Fungi, Ascomycota, Pichiomycetes, Serinales, Metschnikowiaceae.
AUGACUGUAACGCCCGAGGAGGAGCUCCCGCCACAAAAACUACACUAUCUUCGUGAGCCUCAGGCUCCAAGUGCAUACGAGGCCUUUUACGAAGAAUACAAACCAGAUGUUCCCAUAGCGAUCGACAUGGGCGCCUCCAACGUCAGAGUCGGGCUUGUUGAUAAGCCAGAUCCGCAUAACGUGUUCCCCAAUUUGCUUUCUCGGUACAAAGAUAAGAAACUGGGACUUAAUUUGACGCUAGUAGGGAAUGAUAUUUUCCGAGAGUCCACCAGUCACAGCGGAAUCAGAUCGAAUGCUAAAUCGCCCUUUGACGGGCCACUUAUAACCAACUGGGACAUUGUUGAAAACAUCUUGGAUUACUCAUUGGAGCACCUAGGUGUUCAAUCGCUGACUGGGUCGUUGGAGAAUCCCGUGGUGAUGACUGAGCCUGUGGCGUGCCCUUCAAGCCAAAGAAAGAGCAUGUACGAACUUCUCUUUGAGACAUACUGUGCUCCAAAGGUUGCUUUUGGCAUUGAUUCGCUUUUUUCAUUUCAUGCAAACUCUACAAAGCCCGAUGGGCUCGUAGUCAGUUUGGGAAGUGAACUGACCCACAUCAUUCCUGUCUUGCAGGGGAAAGGUGUCCUACUGCAAUGUAAAAGAAUCGACUGGGGCGGGAACUUGGCUCUGCAGUUUCUUCAAAAACUACUCGCUUUGAAAUAUCCAUACUUUCCCACUAGGCUCUCCAAUUACCAUACUAACCACAUCCUCCAUGACCAUGCCUAUGUUCUGAAAGACUACCCCUCAGAGUUAUCUACCUACCUUGACAUGGACGUCUUGGAAAACAGAGAUGUGGUUAUACAGGUACCUGUCGAGGUAGCCUUGGAUAAGACAAAGAAGUCAGAAGAAGAGUUGGCCAAGCAGGCUGAGAGAAGAAGAGAACAAGGAAGAAGGCUUCAAGAACAAGCUAGAAAGAAAAGAUUGGAGAAACUUGUUCAGAAGGAACAGGAGUUUGAAUAUUAUGGCCAGCUUCGUGAGCAGUUUGCGCGCUUGUCCAAAGCUGAGGCGGACAGAAGAGCACAGGCAGAAGAUUUCAAAGAUUUGAAUGACUUCAAUAAGUAUGUGGACAAUUUGGAAAAGGCUUUACGUAAGGCGAGGUCUCAAGAUGUGGACGAUGGCGGUGAAGAAGAGGAACCCAAUCCUGAGGUUGCAUGGCCACUAGUGCUGAUACCAGACGAGGAAUUAAGCGAAGAGCAGAUCAAGGAGAAGAGACGACAAAAGCUUCUCAAAGCUAACUACGAUGCCAGGAUGCGUGCAAAAGCGGAAAAGAAGAGGGAAGAAGAGGAGAAGGCACAGCUCGAGAAGGAACAACAGGAAUGGAGGGAGCGUGACUUGGAAGGCUGGUGCACUGCUAAAAGAUUAGAGUUGGCCCAGCUUAUAGCAGGCUACAAGAAGCGCAUAAAGCUUAUGGAGGCAAUGAGAGACAGGAAAUCUAUGGCUGCGCAACAGCGAAUGAAAAACAUUGCCGAUUUAGCAAACGACUCUUCUGCUGGCAAAAAGCGUAAGAGAAAUACUGCGGCAGCUACAAUUGAUAACGACCCUAAUGAUACUUUCGGUGCUAAUGAUGAUGACUGGAACGCUUACAGAGACAUAAGUAACGCUACGCUUGAGGAGGACCAAGAAGAAGCAAAUACUUCAAUUCUUCGUAUCGAGCAGGAGUUGAUGGAACACGACCCUAACUUCCAUUAUGAAGAUACCUUGGCUGCCUCUGAGACGUUUGAUUGGAGAAAUUCGAUACUCCACAAAUUUAUUCACGGCCCACGCCAGAGUCUCACGCUAGCUAUGCAAGCAGAGGGCCAUGACCCACAGGAAUUAGCCAACCACCCUGAAAUUAUAAGGCGCAAUCAUCAGCUCCAUAUUAAUGUGGAGCGUAUCAGAGUGCCUGAGAUAUAUUUCCAACCACACAUCGCCGGUCUUGAUCUGGCAGGUAUCCCUGAAGUGAUUCAAAAUCUUGUUUAUAGAAAUUUUGACGGAAAUUUUGGAUCAGGAGGCCAACUGAGAAGUCUUGUCGAAAACAUUUUCGUUACUGGAGGUGGAUCCUUAGUCCCCAACUUCACAGACAGAUUGAGAGCUGAAAUUCAAAGUUUUCUUCCUGUCGGCACAUCAUUUAAUGUUACACACGCAAGUGAUCCUAUUAAUGAUUCUUGGAGGGGUAUGCAAAAGUGGGCAGCGUCGUCUGAAUCACAAUCUGACUAUGUCACGAGAAAAGAGUACGAAGAAUACGGGUCUGAAUAUCUCAAAGAGCAUGGUCUUGGCAAUAUCAGCCUUCGCAACUUCUAA